AUGUUUGUUUUUCAGCAUCAAUGUGCGAAUUCGAAUUACCCUUCUGAAGAUUGGUGCGAGAAAGAAUACGAUCAUUACGAAAAGUACUGUACGCACUGCGAAAAGAAUCCGUGCAUUUCCUUUACUCACGACCUGGAUUGCUAUUGUGAACCAUAUGAUAAUUUGUGGAGACGCUUCGGAUAUGAGACGGCCCGUUGGUGUCAAAAGUACGAAUUGACGUGUGAUGAGAAAACGAGAAGAGAGAAAGGAUCGGAACUCGUGCAGCUCAUGCAAGACAGAAUCAAAGUGCACUAUCGCUGUCUCCAUUUAUACAAUCUGCCGCAUGUUAUUUGCGAUCCCUUUUCGACCAGAUUCGAUUGGUAUAGGUGCAUGAAGGUUACUGUACUUCUGAAUAUUUUUGUAAAAAUUUUGUUUCAGUUUCUGUUUGAUUGCGAGUUGAUCUCGGAUUGGAAUGACGAUGAUUACGAUGAAGCGGGAGUUAUUAGUGAAGAUGAAGAAAAGACACCGCAGAAACCAGAUAUAUCUAAAGUAAGUGAAGCAUAUUUGAGCAUGUUUAGCUCACCUAUUACAGCCAAUCUCUUCUAUUCCGGAGACUUCGAUUUCUGAUCAGGCUGAAACACUUUUGAAGGGAGGUCUUUCCAAACAACAACUCAAAGAUAACGCCGCAAUUAGGGAGAAAGAGAAAGAACUGGAGUCUGUACUCAAGAAACCAUAG
Messenger RNA from Caenorhabditis sp. 36 PRJEB53466, 715 nucleotides. Lineage: Eukaryota; Metazoa; Nematoda; Chromadorea; Rhabditida; Rhabditidae. The record is from the annotation of a GenBank genome assembly.